AGCAGCGUGGGCGCGGGCCACCUGCGCGCGGCUGCCUGCGCUCGCGGCUGCUACCAGAGUCCGAGUCCAUGAGUCCAAUUUCCAGUGUCGUUCUUUCCAACGGAAGGGUUUUCUGCUCAAGGGUCGAUCAGAAAGGCGCUUGCAUUCUAAAAGUACCGUAGGCCAGAAUUCAGAAGCUCGACAUAUCCCUGGCUUUGAGGAUCAAGCUCGCUGGGCAAUCCCUUCGCGUCUUCAUUCCUCCUAUGUGGGCGCGGAUGCCUGCGUGCGCGGCGCGCGUCUCCUCUUUCUCCCUCGCCACCCGCACCGUCCACUUGGCAUCCGCACAGUCACAACGCUCAUUCAUUUCAGACUGCAUUCAUAGUCUUUGUAAGUCUCCGUCACCUUCAUCCUUCCACCAAUCGUUUGUGGGCGCUAAGCGCAGCCCUUUCAUGUCAUUUGCUGCCGCGAGAGCUCAAGCGGCCAUCGACAUUUCGGCAGCCGAGGAGGGAAAGAGACAGAAGAUGACGAAGAAGAUCGGGACCCACAACGGCACGUUCCACUGCGAUGAGGCGCUCGGUGUCUUCCUCCUGGAGAGGACGGACAAGUUUGCAAACGGGGAGCUUGUGAGAACGAGAGACGCAAAGGUCCUGGACACGUUGGACGUUGUGAUUGAUGUGGGCGGCACAUACGAGCCAGACAAGGAUCGGUAUGACCAUCACCAGAAGGGCUUUGACACCGUCUUUGGCCAUGGAUUUAACACGAAGCUCAGCAGCGCUGGCUUAGUGUACAAGCACUACGGCAAGGAGGUCGUAGCAAAGGUGCUGGGUCUUCCGUUGGACCACCCCGACGUGCAGACCGUCUACCUGGCAGUCUACAAAAACUUUCUCGAGGCGGUCGAUGCCAUCGACAACGGUGUGAACCAGUACGACGCUAACUCCCCUCCAAAGUACAUCAGUAACACGCACCUCGGGGCGCGGGUCGCGCGGCUGAACCCGAACUGGAUGCAGCCGUCUUCAGAAGAGCAAGAAAACGAGUCGUUCAGGAAGGCCUCGAAGCUGGCCGGAGAAGAGUUUCUAGAGUCCGUGAACUACUUUGGGAAUGUGUGGCUCCCGGCGCGGAGCAUUGUGGAGGCGACGUUGGCGGCGCGGAAAGAGGUGGACUCGAGCGGGGAGAUCUUGCAGCUGAAGUCCUUUUGCCCGUGGAAGGAGCACCUGCACGAACUAGAGGAGGAACAUCAAGUGGAGCCCAAGAUCAAAUAUGUUCUAUAUGAGGACGACCGGGCCAUGCAGUGGCGCGUCCAGGCGGUGUCACAGGCCCCGGGGUCGUUUGAGAGCCGGAAGCCGCUGCCCAAGGCGUGGCGGGGCCUCCGGGACGACGACCUGUCGCAGGCGAGCGGAAUUCCGGGUGGCGUGUUCGUGCAUAUGAGCGGAUUCAUCGGCGGGAACAAGACGUACGAGGGCGCGCUUGCUAUGGCGCGGAAAGCUCUAACGAUGGACUUGUAAAAAGUAUUGAUAAAUUGAGAGUUUUAAUCUAGCAGCACAAUUUGGGACCAGUACCUGAUCGGACGUUGUCAUAGGCUCUUUGUUGACUGGAAGCGCAGGCUCGCUCACUCAUCUUACUUCCGCGCUAGCCAAGACCCGC
Molecule: messenger RNA, 1620 nt
Organism: Klebsormidium nitens
Lineage: Eukaryota; Viridiplantae; Streptophyta; Klebsormidiophyceae; Klebsormidiales; Klebsormidiaceae
Source: the annotation of a GenBank genome assembly